ACAAGUGUGGUCUUCUUAGGGUACUGGCUCAGGCAGCAGUUAAACCACCUAUAUGCUAACAAGCCUUUGCUACCAGGUUCCUAAGGGGUCCUGGCUGGGAAAAAUUAAAACCAAACCUUAGACCUCUGUCAGACUGAGAAGAAAAUUAUAUUUUUGAAGUAGUCUACAGUGUGGACAGGAAAUGACCCCUUCACAAACUGCUUCUUUAAAAACAAGCAGUGGUGCCUGAAGCUAUCCAGUCUCUCUCUCUCUCUCUCUGGAGCUUGUGCUCUCUCUCUCCCCCCCCCUUCUCUCUCUCUGUCUCCUGCUAUAGAAGGGCUCCAACAGCAGUUUCCAGCCAGUGUGUUCUCUCUCUCUCUCUCUCUCUCUCUCUGUCUCUGUGCGUCUGUGUGUGUGUGUGUGUGUGUGUGUCUCUCUCUCUCUCUCUCUCUCUGUGCCUGCCUGCUGCUACUUUGUACUGUGAAGAACACACAGCCCAUGUGCUCUGUAUGGAUGUUGAUGAUACUCUGUGUAGCUUGAUUCUCUGCAAGCAGGCAAGAUGUCCAGCACACCACAUGACCCUUUCUAUUCUUCUCCUUUUGGCCCAUUUUAUAGGAGACACUCACCAUACAUGGUGCAACCAGAGUACCGAAUCUAUGAAAUGAACAAGAGGCUGCAGUCUCGUGCAGAGGAUAGUGACAACCUCUGGUGGGAUGCCUUUGCAACUGAGUUUUUUGAAGAUGAUGCAACCUUAACUCUUUCAUUUUGUUUGGAAGAUGGACCAAAGCGAUACACCAUUGGAAGGACCCUAAUUCCUCGUUAUUUUAGCACUGUCUUUGAAGGAGGUGUAACAGACCUGUAUUACAUUCUCAAGCACUCAAAAGAGUCAUACCACAACUCAUCUAUCACAGUGGACUGUGAUCAAUGCACCAUGGUCACCCAGCAUGGAAAGCCCAUGUUUACCAAGGUAUGCACAGAAGGGCGCCUUAUCUUGGAGUUUACCUUUGAUGAUCUUAUGAGAAUAAAAACAUGGCACUUUACCAUUAGACAGUACAGAGAAUUAGUCCCACGCAGCAUUCUAGCCAUGCAUGCACAAGACCCUCAGGUGCUGGAGCAGCUGUCCAAAAACAUCACCCGAAUGGGUCUGACUAACUUCACCCUCAACUACCUCAGGUUGUGUGUAAUAUUGGAGCCAAUGCAAGAACUGAUGUCAAGACAUAAAACUUACAAUCUUAGUCCUCGGGACUGCCUGAAGACAUGCUUGUUUCAAAAAUGGCAGAGAAUGGUGGCACCACCAGCAGAGCCCACAAGACAACCAACAACCAAACGGAGAAAAAGGAAAAAUUCAACCAGCAGCACUUCAAACAGCAGUGCUGGGAACAAUGCAAAUAGUACCAAUAGCAAGAAAAAAACAGCAGCUGCAAACCUGAGCCUGUCAAGUCAGGUACCUGAUGUGAUGGUGGUAGGAGAACCAACACUGAUGGGAGGAGAAUUUGGGGAUGAAGACGAAAGGCUUAUCACUAGACUAGAGAACACACAGUAUGAUGCAGCAAAUGGCAUGGAUGAUGAAGAAGACUUCAACAAUUCACCUGCGCUGGGAAAUAACAGCCCAUGGAACAACAAACCUCCUGCUAACCAGGAGACCAAAUCUGAAAAUCCCACGCCACAAGCUUCCCAAUAGGGUAUUCUGCAGCAUUAUCCACUGUUAUGUAUGUCAGUGGAUUAUAAUUACUAUUUUACACCAUUCUUAAAAAAAAAAACCUUUCCAGAUACAGUAUCUAUUUCUAAACUACAGCUAUUUGAUUUUUUUUAAUUAGAGAAAAAUCAUAUAUAAGCUUUCAUGUACCUUUCUUGGAAGCUUUCACACAUGACACGAUACUGGCACUGAACUCUAUUAAAAUAAUUGAAAAUUAAAUAGCACCUGGUGGCAAAUUUCAAACAAAGCAUUUUGUUGGAGGGGUCUUUUUUCCUCAUCAAACAAAGGCCAUAUUUAACAAGUCUUCAGUGCUCAGGAUCUCGUUAACAUAACUAUGGAAAACUUUUUUAAAAUUGUAAAAUAUUUUCUGCUUUUCAACUUGCACCUACAAUUUCUUGUUUCAGAUAAAUCAGCUUUUUAAAAGUAAUUUAAAGCAACCUUAGUUCUUUCUUUAACUCUUCUUUCAUUGGUUAACCAUUUAAAGGAUCCAGCAUUUUUAAUUUAUAUUGUAGCUGAUGCCAAUAGUCCUUCUGUCAUUUAUCAAAGUGCUGAAACAAGAAAUGUCUUUUUUUUUCAUCAAAGACAUGAAAAAUAUUUUUAUGUGGAGAAAGAUGCCCUGUCCUAUGAGAGUUUAUGCUUUGUAAAAUUGCUGUUGAUCCAGAUAUUUUAAAGCCAUGUAAUCCAUUAAUUUUGUGGGCAGCUUAAUAAAUCUAAAACUUUUGUGUUUAUUAUUGUAUCUGAGUUGGCUUUGUUGUUAUUUCUUUUCAUAGUAUAUUUCUUGUAUCAUAUUUUUGUAAAGCCCUGGAGCCCUCAAACCAGUUAAUUUUUUAUUAUUAUUCUGGUGUAUUUAUGUGAAACUUUAUAAAAGAAACUAAUUUUUUUCAUUUCCAUAUUAAUAUGUUCAAUUCAUCAUGUAAAGACACAGUGAGUCAGUGUGUUAUAUAAUACAACUGUAUUUUAUGUAUGCUUUGCCAAUAAGUGUGCCAAUAAACUGUGUUAACAAAUGUGCUCUUACAUAGUACUUUUAUAGUUCCUUACAGACAAGAAACAUACCAACUUUGACUGAUCACAUAACAGAAAUGAUAGGUGCAGUUGAUCUGAAUUCCUUUGUCGAUUUCUUUUCUAGCACAAAGGGAAGGCUGUAUUUAAAGGUAUAUAACAGUCACAUUUUAAUUGGUUUAUAUCUUCUCUCAUUAAGUGUUUGUGUCAGUGAGGGCCCAAUAGCAGUGGCUAGCACCAAGCCCAAAGAAGUAUAAUAUAGCAGGAAUAGCACUGAACUACCUAGGCCGAAGCACCCCAGUAUUGAGCUACAUACCUCUGAUCUUCUGGUCCAGGGAGUCAGUUGAGCAGAGGCAGCCCACUCUGCUGAAUUCCAUGUGAUAGAGUUCCAUAGACUAUUGACAAAAGGAUUGGAAGUUAUCGUUUCUUCUUCUUUUGCUAUCAAAUACAGUAUUCAAAAAUUCCAGUUUGCAAGCUUAACAGGAACCUACAGCGUUUUAAAUAGCACUGAACAACUUGAUGCACAUGAUACCAGAGCAAUCCAUUCUGGGACAUUGUAACAAAAUUCGUUUCAGACAGAACAGGAAUUGCUGAGAAUGUCAGAAGAGUACUGUGAACUCCAUUAAAAAGCGCAAUCCUGCAGGGAAAGCACUACCCAAGAUUCUCAAGGGCAGUGUACUUCAUAAUACUUUUUUUUAGUGCAUAGAAAAUCACACGAUAUCUCCUAGGCACACCACUUUUGAAUGUCUGCUACUGUAGUAGCCGCAUCACUAACACUGCACCAGUUUACUGAGAGAUCCCACAACUUAAGCAAUAUGUGAAGUUAAAGGGGCAAAUAAAAUAAUGCAGCAGUUCCUGAUUCCUGAUUUGGACUGAUUGAUGAAAGACUGCAAACUGUUAAAGCUGAUAAAAGAAAUAUAUUCUAAACAAUUGGCCCCUCAAGAAAGUUACUGUAACUGAGCUCUUAAGCUAAACAUGGCAAGCUGAAUAAAGUGUGAUUGUUGGGAAUCUUUGGUACUUAAGAGAUCCUGAAACACAGCAGUAUUGGGAUAAACAGCAAAAAAAAUAAAAAAUGAAAGUAAUUUCUACACUGUAAGCCAGAUCAUUAAUAGAUAUAAAUUAAUGCCAGUGAGGCUAUGCCAGUUUACACCAGACAAGGAUCUGGUCCUCACGGCUCAUGUGAUUUUAUGCCCCGGUAAAUCAGUUAUUCAAUAAUGAAAUUGCAAAUUAAAAAAGAGAAAAGUUUGCAAGUGUUUUCUCAUUCUAAAAAGUUUAAGGCUUGCUCCUAUCUGUGUAGUUAUUGUGUUUCUUUCUUGGUAACCUUUUCAUUUUGGAAUUUUUCAUUAACAACACUUUUUUUUUUUUAAACCCAGAGAGAUACAGAUUUUAGCCAUGCUACCGAGUCAGCCAUCAAAAUAAACAUUAUCUAAUACAAAAAAUGUCAAAACUGAGGAUUUUACUAACCUGUGGUGACAUGUAUGUUUUUAUUGUGGAGUUAGACUGUCAGAAGUUUGGAAAACAAUCUUUCUAGGACAGUGACAGAUUUGCAGAUUGCAGUGUUGCCAACUCUCAUGAUUUUAUCAUGAGUCUUGUUAAUAGUGGAUGUUUUACUUAAAGCCCGAGAUCCUGGAGACAAGUGAUUAAGUGAGAAUCUCAACUUACAUUUUAAAAAAGUAUAUUGUUAGCCCUCCUGUUGUAGAGAAAAGUUUGAAAAUAUGGCCCAAGUGCACCGUAAAGGCACUACUACUUUGGCUGCAUCUGUAGCUGCCCCUACUACUGGCUGGAGCGUCUGCCAGGGAACAUUUUUUAAAGGAGUGAUUUUGAAACCUUUUGAAUUCUGAAAAUACAAUAAAAUAAGUGCUAAAAGUAACUAGAAAAUUAAAGUUUGUCCUCAUUUGAAUAAGUUUAUGUUCAACUCCUUUGUGUGAAUUUUCAGGUAUAAUUAAGAGAUUUAAACCCCACUUUAAAGUUCCAAUUCAGGAAAGCAUCCCUAUUCAGCAAAUAAGCCCACGGUUAACUGCUUUGCUGAACACAGAUGGAUUUAAGUAUGGCCUUUUGUAUCUUAUUGAAUAGGAACAUGAAGACCUAAUUCAAAAUCUAUUGUAGUUAAUGGAAAACCUCCCAUUAAGUUAAUGGACUUUGGAUCAGGCCUUACAUGCAAAACCUUACCAGUGCAACCUUAACUAGGGAGCUGCUGACUUCAUAAUACUAUUUAUGUUAAAAAUACAGUUUCUCUCACCAGAAAACCUUUGCUAGCCUGAGCUAAGGGGACUCGUACAUUGGCUCAGUGUUUCAGUAACUAGUACAGUAGGAACGAUCUUAUGUCAGUAACCUCCUCUCCCUAUGAUAAUUUAAUUAUAUGCACUGUGCAUCUCUUGGAAAGUUACACAACUGCCUCUGGGUAAAGAAUAGUUCCCUCUGUGAUCUCCACGAUGUUACAGGGGUACUUGUGCACUGUGUGUUUUUCUCAGAUCCCAGCUCUCGUUACAGAAGUGUAUAGAUAUCUGAUGUAUUACAUGUAAUAUAAUGUAGGAAAGCCUGGAUUGAGUAUGGCUGCAGAGAUAGUGGAGUUGCUCCGUCAUAGCACAUUCAGCAUGUCGAGACAGUGGGUCUAUCAAUCAAUGACUUUAUCAGCAAUUAUUUUUUCCAUGUAAAUAAUUAAAUGCACACUGUAUUCCAUUAAGGGAUUACUGGCUCCUAUAUAGCCGCAGAAACAUUACAAUUACACACUGUAAUUCUAAUGUUCUAAAACCCUAAUCAUUUGUAUUAUAUUUCCAUAAGAACACUUAAAAGGCCUUCCUUAUUAUUAAUCUUUUAAGACUGAUGCUACCAUUUUAAUUCAUAAAAAAUGUAUAAUGUGAUAUCACCCUUGUCAUUACAGUAAAUAAACAGGAGAACAUUUGAAAAAUGG
Chelonia mydas (Green sea turtle) is the source of this 5585-nucleotide messenger RNA. RefSeq names its product LIM domain binding 2 (gene LDB2). Gene Ontology annotation, cellular component: transcription regulator complex; nucleus. NCBI's taxonomy places the organism in Eukaryota, Metazoa, Chordata, Testudines, Cheloniidae. The transcript is spliced from 8 exons. The record is from RefSeq and is a predicted model, not a curated record. Gene Ontology annotation, biological process: negative regulation of transcription by RNA polymerase II; positive regulation of transcription by RNA polymerase II; nervous system development. The coding region runs from base 539 to 1660 and encodes 373 amino acids. Gene Ontology annotation, molecular function: LIM domain binding.